This is a messenger RNA of Lolium perenne, 576 nucleotides long. RefSeq lists its product as uncharacterized. NCBI's taxonomy places the organism in Eukaryota, Viridiplantae, Streptophyta, Magnoliopsida, Poales, Poaceae. The record is from RefSeq and is a predicted model, not a curated record.
AUGCCGCAUGACCCUGAGUGGCACGCCAUUGACGCCACCACCAUCCACUGGUUUUACCAGACCAUCUCCAACGACAUCUUCCACACCGUCGUCCGGGACGGCGACUCCGCGCGCACGGUUUGGGCUAAGAUCACCAGCCUCUUCACCGACAACAAAAUCCAGCGGGCCACCUUCCUUCAGCAGGAGUUCUUCGGCACCCACCAGAACGACCAGUCUCUCGACGAGUACGUCCUCAAGCUGAAGAGCUUCUCCGACGAGCUCCGUGACUUGGAGUUUCCGAUCGAUGACAAGAUCAUGCUCUCCACCCUGUCGGCGGGUCUCGGUGAGGAUCUCAGCAACGCCGCCUCCAACCUCACGCUCCUCACCACGCCCACCUUCGAGCAGGCCAUGGCCUACCUGCGCCUCGAGGAGCGCCACCUCAAGCAUCUCCAGGCUCGGGCGGCCCAUACCGCCUUCAUCGCCGGCUUCUCCCGCGGUGCCCAGACUCCCGCGCCUUGCGCCCCCGCUCCCCGCCCCACAGGUCCGCCGCCGGGUUUCCCCGCAGCCGGUCACCAGGCCGGUCAGACCGGGCCGUAG